AUGAAUUAUGACAAAACGCUGUUUUCUACAUAUAGGGAAAUAUUAGAUGAUUAUCUCAAGCAAGGUAUUAUUGAGAAAGUGUCAGAUGGAAAUGUACCUAUCGGUAAACCAGUAUUUUACCUACCACACCAACCGGUAUUUAGAGAAACCAGUGCUUCAACAAAGACUAGAAGAGUGUUUGAUGGCAGCUCACAUGAGUUCGGGCAGCUAUCACUGAACGAUUGCCUAUGGACAGGGACAAAUUUAAAUCCUGAUAUGUUCCAUCUGCUAAUUAAUUUCCCAUUAAAUAAAGUUGCAAUUUCAGCGGAUGUAGAAAAAGCAUUUUUGCAGAUUGCUUUGGCAGAAAAGGAUCAAGACGCAGUGCGAUUCCUGUUUGUGGAAAACACACAAUUAAAUGAUCUAAAACUAGCGACAUAUAGAUUCAAGCGCGUAAAUUUUGGGAUUAAGUCAAGUCCGUUUUUGUUGGCUGCAACAAUUAAAGAACACAUUAGAAAAUAUCGAGAUGAGCAGCCACAUGUAUUUGAAAUAUUGAAUUCUUGUGUUUAUGUUGAUGAUUUUAUUACUGGACAGGACAGUAUAGAUGAGGCUCUAAGCUUAUCGCGUAAAGCUAAACAAAUUAUGAGUGCAGCAAAUAUGAACUUGCGUAAAUGGGUAUCCAAUGAUCCUGAGCUGAUGAGAAAAUGGAAAAAGGAAGAGUUCGAGAUCCACCCACAUAAAAUCAAUGACUCAAACGAGACACUUAAGAUCUUGGGAAUAUCUUGGGAUACUAAUGAAGACAGUCUGAGUAUAGACACAGACAGUUUGAUGGAAUUCCUUAAGAAUAAGCGUAAUACGAAACGGUUCAUCUUGAAAACUGCCGGGAAGAUUUUUGAUCCCUUUGGGUUAAUAACUCCAUUUAGUGUUAGACUUAAAUUCUUGCUACAAGAACUUUGGGUUCGAAAACUGACAUGGGAUGAUGAACUACCUACAGAUAUCUGUCAAGAGUGGGCAAAGUGGUGCUGUGAGUGUCAUCAUCUAAGUAAAAUUGCAGUUCCAAGAUUCAUUUUGAAACCCGAAGCCGAUUCCAUAGAGAUCCAUUGCUUUUCAGAUGCCAGUCAGAGGGCGUACGGUACUGUUGUCUACGUAAAACUGCGUAAGCAAGAAGAAAUUUCUGUGAGUUUUCGUUCGCAUCAAAAUGUCGUGGUUGCACCUGUGAAAAAAAUUACGUUACGUUACCUCGUCUUGAAUUACUUGGUGCAUUACUAA
Molecule: messenger RNA, 1245 nt
Organism: Stegodyphus dumicola
Lineage: Eukaryota; Metazoa; Arthropoda; Arachnida; Araneae; Eresidae
Source: RefSeq, a predicted model, not a curated record